ACAAUUCUGUCAUUUUCUCUCUCUAGAAAAUCAGUAUUUGCUUAAUUAUUAAUUCAAGAUCAUGUCUUCCUCUUCCGUCUGUAGAACUACAAGCCCUAAAAGUGACUACCACCACCAGCCAAUAUUUCCAAGAAACUGUAAGAUUCCAUACAUGCAUAUGUAGGAACAAUAAGGUAAGAGAGGCCAAGGAGAACAAACCCUUUUCUUUGAUUUCUUUUUCCUCGACAGCAACACUAGGAAUUUCUCAAGACUCAUUCCUGAAACCCAAACCCUAGAUUUCUCCUUUCCUCUAAAUUUCAGUCACAUUCUGAGGAUUCACGAGAAGAGAAAAUCUGGGUUUGUUUCAGAGUCCUCCAUUUUCUACGGAAAAUGUCUCAGCUCAAGCAAAUGUCCCAUCUUGACAACAUCCCUUCUACCCCAGGAAAGUUCAAGAUGGAAAAGAGGCUCAGGUGGCACUCCUCUCUGGCCAAGCUCACAUUUUGGUCCUUCGUUUUCUCGGGCUUGAUUUUCAUCUUUUUCUUCCGAUCGCCGUCAUCGUCAUCUCUGCCUUCCGAUUCCUCAAUCCGGUCCUUCCGGUCCUACAGUUGGGGCGGUCCUGCCUGGGAAAAGCGGGUCCGAUCAUCGGCCAAAGUGCGCGCUCGCAAUGGGAUCUCUGUGCUCGUCACCGGCGCUGCCGGAUUCGUUGGAACCCACGUCUCCGCCGCACUCAAGCGCCGCGGCGAUGGCGUUGUCGGGCUUGAUAACUUUAAUGACUACUAUGAUCCGUCCUUGAAACGUGCCCGGCAAGCUCUUCUUGAGCGUACCGGUGUGUUCAUUGUGGAGGGUGAUAUCAACGAUUCAGAGCUUCUCAAGAAGCUAUUUGACGUAGUUACAUUUACCCAUGUAAUGCAUUUGGCAGCUCAGGCUGGUGUUCGGUAUGCAAUGGAAAAUCCAAGCUCCUAUGUUCAUAGUAAUAUUGCUGGUCUUGUUAAUCUUCUUGAAGUCUGUAAAUCCGCGAACCCACAGCCUGCAAUUGUGUGGGCUUCUUCGAGUUCAGUGUAUGGACUCAAUACAAAAGUACCCUUCUCCGAGAGAGAUCGGACGGAUCAGCCUGCCAGUCUCUAUGCCGCCACCAAGAAGGCUGGCGAGGAGAUGGCCCAUACUUACAAUCAUAUAUAUGGCCUCUCGCUUACUGGGUUGCGGUUCUUUACCGUUUAUGGACCUUGGGGGAGACCUGAUAUGGCAUAUUUCUUUUUCACGCGGGAUAUUUUGAAGGAGAAAUCAAUUCCCAUCUUUGAGGCACCAAAUCAUGGCACAGUUGCCCGGGAUUUUACCUACAUUGAUGAUAUUGUGAAGGGGUGUGUGGCAGCAUUGGAUACCGCGGAAAAGAGCACUGGUAGUGGAGGGAAGAAGAAGGGGCCAGCCCAAUUGAGGGUUUUCAAUUUGGGCAACACAUCGCCAGUCCCAGUUACGGAUCUUGUGAACAUUUUGGAGAGGCUGUUGAAGGUGAAGGCAAAAAGGAAGAUGAUAAAGAUGCCAAGGAAUGGGGAUGUGCAGUUCACCCAUGCCAACAUCAGCCUGGCUCAAAGGGAGCUCGGGUAUAAGCCCACAACAGAUCUGCAGACAGGUUUGAAGAAAUUUGUUAAGUGGUACCUCAAUUACUAUUCGGCUGGGAAGAAGACUGCUCAUUAAAACAUUCUUUCAAUUGUGUGUAGCAUCUUGUUCAUUAUGAUUCUUGUGAUUGUUUAAAGUCUCUCUGUUCUUUGCCCAAUUAUCAUUUAUGGUCUUGUUAUAUAUUUACAUGUCUGUAUAAGUAGGAUAGAAGACGAAGUUCUGUGGUUGGUGGAUAUUGUUUUCUGACUACCUUCUGAGUCCUGAGCUAUAUCAAAACAAAACCACAUUCAUCAUUUUCUUUUCCUUGUUUUUCUUUUCUGGAGGGGCUGGGAGGUGGGGGAUGUAAUUUUUCUAGGUUCAGCAUUAUAGAAUUAAUACCUAAUAGAUCAUAUGCUCAUUGGUGGA
Messenger RNA from Vitis riparia (riverbank grape), 1998 nucleotides. RefSeq names its product UDP-glucuronate 4-epimerase 3-like. The transcript has a single exon. Lineage: Eukaryota; Viridiplantae; Streptophyta; Magnoliopsida; Vitales; Vitaceae. Bases 370 to 1671 code for a protein of 433 amino acids. The record is from RefSeq and is a predicted model, not a curated record.